Molecule: messenger RNA, 1468 nt
Organism: Papaver somniferum (opium poppy)
Lineage: Eukaryota; Viridiplantae; Streptophyta; Magnoliopsida; Ranunculales; Papaveraceae
Product: mitogen-activated protein kinase kinase 2-like
Exons: 9
Coding region: 68-1168 (366 amino acids)
Biological process (GO): protein phosphorylation
Cellular component (GO): cytoplasm
Molecular function (GO): protein serine/threonine kinase activity; ATP binding
Source: RefSeq, a predicted model, not a curated record
CAACUAUUAAAAACUACUUGCUUCAACUAACUACAUCAAAAAAUUUACUACCCAGAAGAAAAUAAUAAUGGAAGAUACUAAAGUUAAGGCGAAGAAGAAGAAUUUUGCUCCAAAGCUUCAACUAUCUGUACCACGUUCUGAUGAUGUUUCAUUCGCCAAAUUCUUGACUCAGAGUGGGACAUUUAAAGAAGGUGAUUUGCUUGUUAAUAAAGAUGGAGUAAGGAUUGUUCAGCAGAAUGAAGCUGAAGCUGCACCUCCAAUAAAGCCUUCAGAUAAUCAACAGUUGAGCUUAGCUGAUAUUGACAUAAUUAAAGUCAUUGGAAAGGGAAGUAGUGGGAUUGUUCAGCUCAUUCGUCAUAAAUGGACUGGUCAAUUUUUCGCAUUGAAGGCUAUCCAAGUAAAUUUUCAAGAGACACUAGUUAAACAAAUAGCGCAAGAAUUGAAAAUCAAUCAGUCAGCACAAUGCACCAAUGUUGCUAUAUGUUACCAAUCGUUCUAUGAAAAUGGUGUUAUUUCUAUAGUUUUGGAGUACAUGGACGGUGGAUCUCUAUCUGAUUUUUUGAAGAAAGUCAUAUCGAUUCCAGAGCCGUAUCUUGCUGCCAUUUGUAAGCAGGUGCUCAAGGGAUUGUUGUAUCUCCACCAUGAUAAACACAUAAUCCACAGGGACAUGAAGCCGUCUAAUCUGUUGAUUAAUCAUAGAGGAGAAGUCAAGAUAACAGAUUUUGGUGUGAGUGCUAUACUAGCGACCACUUCUGCUGAGAGGAAUACCUUUGUUGGGACUUACAACUAUAUGUCUCCCGAGAGAAUCACUGGAAGCGCAUAUGGCUACAAAAGUGAUAUCUGGAGCUUGGGGCUAGUUAUAUUGGAAUGUGCCACAGGUCAAUUUCCAUAUUCACCAUCUGCAAAAGAGGAAGGAUGGGACAAUUGUUAUGAGCUCAUGGAAGCAAUUGUUGAUCGAGAACUUCCUUACGCACCUCCUGAACAAUUCUCUCCCGAAUUCUGCUCAUUUAUCUCAGCAUGCCUGCAGAAAGACCCAAAAGAUAGACUGGCAGCAGAUGAACUAAUGGAACAUGCUUUCAUUAAAAAGUACGAAGAUAAGGAUGUCAAUCUCGCAUCUUACUUUGCGGAUGCCGGAUCCCCAUUAGCCACUUUUGGAAUGCCUAUCUGAUGUCGGUAGAGGAGAGUAUUAUCUUGCAUUUACGGAGGAAGGGUUGAUAACCAAGAGAAAUCAGCGAAAAGAUAUUCCUAGGGAAAAACUAAAGUACAUAUCUUCUUUUGGGGGCGAGAACAUUGCAACCAGAGAGAGAGAAAUCCAUUCAUCAUUGUUGUAUUUCGAUUUGAAUUCUUUUAGAAAUGUAUGUUUUUAUACAACCUUGAAGAUCAUAAAUUUAAGUUUUCCAUUAAAACCACGCCUGUUGAUGUUUUCGAAUAACAUUAGUGUGGCCAUACAAUACAGAUAGGUCUUGUU